Molecule: messenger RNA, 2469 nt
Organism: Triticum aestivum (bread wheat)
Lineage: Eukaryota; Viridiplantae; Streptophyta; Magnoliopsida; Poales; Poaceae
Exons: 10
Coding region: 100-2370 (756 amino acids)
Source: RefSeq, a predicted model, not a curated record
UUUCGAGCAGGGCGACCGCGGGCGACGUGCUUGUUCGCGCAGGGCGACGGCGUCGGCGGCGGCGGCGGCCCAGGGCGGAUCUCCAUUCUCCGGCCAUCUAUGGCUCCCCCCGAUGAUGUUGCAGGUAACUCUGGUGAGAAUGAGGGGAGUAAGAAGGCUAAGAAGAAGAUUAAGAAGAAAGGCAAUCUAUGUGGCUUUAAGUCAAGGUUUAACUCAAAAAGGCUGGCUCAGAUUGGGAAGCAAAUAUCACCGGAAAAACAGAGAAUCAUAAGGGAGGGACCGUUUGGAGACUUGUUGGACAUCCGGUCUUUCAAGGUGCCCCAUGAGCUCAUUGAGUUUGUUGCGAUGAACACGAAUCACGUACUCUCUGAGUUCAAACACAAGAACAAAUCUAUCAUCUUCAACAAGCUUAUGGUGAAAAGGAUUUUCAACGUGCCAUCCGGUGAUAGACCCGUGAAGCUUCUAAAGAAGACUGAUGAACAUGAUCUUCGCAACAUUUACAAGGAGGGGAACAGGGCUCCAAUCGCCCAUGUUGUCAAGUUGCUCACUAGUUGCAGUGUGGAGGACGUGGAUAUGAUAAAUAGGACUUGGGCACUCCUUGCGUUGGCAACAGUUUUGUGCCCAGGCACGGGCAAUAUGGUGAACCUUGAGUAUCUUGCUUCCUUGGAAGAUAUGUCUUUGGUGCAUGAGUUCGCUUGGGAUGAGCACUUGUUGGCACGAGCGAUGGAGGAGGUUGGAGUCUUUCAAGAGAAGAAGAGGAUGCAAGCAAACGCAGAAAAAGAGUUCCAGAUUGCUUCAUGCCUCCCCAUGUUAGCGAUCAUAUACAUGGAUCAUGUUGAUAUCCCGGCUGGCCUCCCAAAUGAGCAUGCUAUUGAUUAUUCCGUGCCGAGGAUACGUUUUGUUUGCCAAAAGGAUUUUGAGUGGCUGGAUAAAGUUGACAAGAACAAGCUCACUCUUAUCCAACCUUUCUACGGGAAACACACCCAUCACAACUUGUGGGACAUGAAGUUGGUGCUGAAGCAGCUAGUGGGCAGGGAGGUGGUGCUGAAGCACCUAGUGGCCAAGGAAUUAGUGGCCAAGGAAGCCAAGUUCAAGGUACCAACUCAGUUUCAAAUGCUUUACGACAAGCACAAGGGUAUUUUUGCAGCGGAAGUGGAUGAUGUUGUAGGCAAGUUUGGACAGUGUUUAAAGGGAUUGCAGUGCAGCCGGAUGGCUGCCCUCCUUCGCGAUGUUGGAGACGCCGUCACAGCUACCAGUGAGCCCAACUUCUCCUUUGAAGCACCUAUCAUGGACGAAUGUCGCGGAAAAGAGAAUGAUGCUAAAGCUGCAAAUGAUGGCAUUGGUGCUCAAGCUCAAGCUGAAGGUACAACACCUAGCAUUAACAAGGAUGAAGUCACCGGAUUGAAGCAACAAGUAGCAACCGAGGCUGCUGAAACUCGUGAGCAACAACGAGUGAGUUUCGAGAUGGAAGGGAACGUCUCACCUCACAGCCCCCCACUCUUCUAUGAUGCACCCAGGAGUGCGACAGCUGGCAUUUGGGACGACGAGCCAUCCUGUGAGUUGUUCCCAAAGGGCUCCGAAGACUACGAGAUGAUGCAUUGCACGGAUGAGCCUAUAACCAAGAAAAGCACAGUCAGCCCCAUAUUUGAAAACAUCCCCGUGUUCCCUGUUUCAGACGAUGAUGACAGCCCAACUCCUAAUAUGGUCGCUACAGAAGAGCAUUUUGUUGAGGCAAGCAGUGGCCCUAGCACACAUGACAAGAACACUAGGAAGAAGAGGAUGGCCAAAGUUCCAGCGGUAAAAAAUACCAAGGCAAAGAAGCAAAAGGUUGAUGCAGCUGCAGCCAUGUAUGAGAAGUAUGUAAAGCAUGGGAAACCAUUGAGGAGAUCACAUGCCAAUGAACAAGUGACACCUUUCAUCAAGAUGGGUGGAUUUUACAUUGGAUACAAGAAAUUCCUGGUAUGCUUCAAGCCUCGUGGGGAUAUGAAUGAUGAGGUUAUGUCCCUAUGUAUCGAGAUGAACAACAUGACAUCCCGUGCAGCAAGUGGUACGAAUCGGAAGAAAUACAUGUUCUCAGUCCACGCGGGGAUCACAAACUUUGCAGCCCUCGCACAAGAGUACAGCCAAUUCAAUGUCGAUGUUGGAUCCUUCGCCCGUGUUGACCUAGAGGAUUACCCAAAGCAAGAUAACCUAUGUGAUUGUGGCUUUUUCGGGCUCAAAUAUGUGGAGAACUUUGAUGGGAAGUCAAUGAAAGAGUUCAAUCAGGAAGACGUGGCGCGAUACCGCAUGGAUGUGGUGCACAACCUUUGCACUCACCCAAUGAACAAUGCCCCAAUGGAGCGGGCAUUCAAUGAAGAGUUGGCGGCUUAAUUUGCGGGAGGGUUCAAGACGAUCAAGCUCGUUUUCUUUCGUUAGGUCUAGAAUCAUGUCUGAGGUGGCAGCGUUCUGAUAGUAUUAGAGUAGUGCGCG